UCCUGGUGUUUCCCAUUUCAUGUAUUUUGUCCGACAUAUAGGGAUAUCAGCGUCAGGAACAUUGUAAUGGACCACAGGCGCGUUAUGCCUAAAGGCUACCAUUUCGCUUUCAACAUUAGCCAUGACGACAUAGAAUGGGAUCGACUUACUGAAAUUCGUUGUCGUGCCGGGCCAGUCGACUACUACUAUAUCGAUUUCGAAUUUGCGGAAUUCUUCCCUGAUGGGAUUCAUAAUGCCCUUGUCUCGGGAAUCGUGGGUCAGCGCGUACCCGAGAUGAAGGAUUCGGAUGACGUGCUCUAUAACCCGUUCAAGGCAGAUGUUUAUCAGCUUGGGGUCGCCAUGCUCGAUAUAUUCGAAGUGUAUACUGGUUUAAACGACUUCAAGCCCCUACUACGGAAGAUGGUUUCUGUCGAUCCCGAUAAGAGACCGACAGCGUCCGAGGCGCUUCGUGAAUUUGAACAUAUAGUCUCAUGAGCAGGCAAAUCGUCUCUGACAUGGAGGAUAUGGUCGAAUGAAGUUUUCGCCCCACAUGUCCCCUGGUUUUGGUUCCGUUUUCUAUAUUAUGUAUUUCCUCCUUGCCGAUCCUAUGUCUAGAGGCUAUUUACUGUUUUUUUUUUUGGGUGGAGGUGAAUAUCCUUAUUCUGUUAUCUUGUAAUUUAUCUCUGAAUUUUUUUGUCUUCUAUGUCAUACAAUCUAUUGUACGAGGAGUCUUAUUUGGGAAAUGACCAAAGUUGCCCUAGUUGAUCAAAAGUGAACGCCGAUAUCCGUAUUGAAAC
Molecule: messenger RNA, 776 nt
Organism: Desarmillaria tabescens
Lineage: Eukaryota; Fungi; Basidiomycota; Agaricomycetes; Agaricales; Physalacriaceae
Exons: 3
Coding region: 67-474 (135 amino acids)
Biological process (GO): protein phosphorylation
Molecular function (GO): ATP binding; protein kinase activity
Source: RefSeq, a predicted model, not a curated record